CGACCCCGGCCCGGCGCCGGCCCCGCCCCGCCCCGCGCCCAGGGGUCCCGGGGCGGGCUCCGGGCUUGGGGCGGACGAUGCGGCGGCGCGGCCGGAGCCGCGGCGGGAAGCGGAGGCGGAGGUGACGCGCCAGGGCCGGCGGGCCGGGCCAUGCAGCGCUCCCGGGCGGCCGCGGACGAGGCGGCCCUGCUCCUGGCCGGGCUGGCCCUGCGGGAGCUGGAGCCGGGCGGCGACUCUCCAGGCCGGGGUCGGCGGGGCGCGCGGCCCGCGCCGGGAGACGAGGCGGCGCAGGCGCUGGGCCGCAGAGGGAAGGGCGGCGGCGGCGGCCCCGAGGCCGGGGCGGACGGACUGAGCCGUGGGGAGCGAGGCCCGCGGCGCACGGCGGCCCCCGAGCUCAGCGCGCAGCCUGCGGGCAGCCCGCGGGCCAGCCUGGCGGGCUCCGACGGCGGCGGCGGCGGCGGCGGCGGCAGUGGCAGCGCCCGCUCCAGCGGCAUCAGCCUGGGCUACGACCAGCGCCACGGCAGCCCGCGCUCCGGCCGCUCGGACCCGCGCCCCUGCCCCGGGCCGCCGUCGGUGGGCAGCGCCCGCUCCAGCGUGUCCAGUCUCGGCUCCCGCGGCUCGGCCGGCGCCUACGCCGACCUGCUCCUGCCCGGCGCCGGCCCGGCGCCGGCUCGCUCCCCGGAGCCUGCGGGGCCGGCCCCCUUCCCCCUGCCUUCGCUGCAGCUGCCCGCGGGCCGGGAGGGCGGCCCGAGCGCGGCGGAGCGACGGCUGGAGGCGCUAACCCGCGAGCUGGAGCGGGCGCUGGAGGCGCGCACGGCGCGGGACUACUUCGGUAUUUGCAUCAAGUGUGGGCUUGGCAUCUACGGGGCAAGGCAGGCAUGCCAGGCAAUGGGGAGCCUGUAUCACACAGAUUGCUUCACCUGCGACUCCUGUGGGAGACGACUUCGAGGGAAGGCGUUCUACAACGUGGGUGAGAAAGUGUACUGCCAGGAGGACUUCCUGUACUCUGGGUUCCAGCAAACAGCCGACAAGUGUAGUGUGUGUGGACACCUCAUCAUGGAGAUGAUCCUGCAGGCCCUCGGGAAGUCCUACCACCCAGGCUGCUUCCGGUGCUCAGUGUGUAACGAGUGCCUGGACGGGGUGCCCUUCACUGUGGAUGUGGAGAACAACAUCUACUGCGUCAGAGACUAUCACACGGUUUUUGCACCGAAAUGUGCCUCCUGUGCCCGUCCUAUCCUCCCUGCACAGGGCUGUGAGACAACCAUCCGUGUGGUGUCCAUGGACAGAGACUAUCAUGUGGAGUGUUACCACUGUGAGGACUGCGGGCUGCAGCUGAGUGGGGAGGAUGGACGCCGCUGCUACCCCCUGGACGGCCACCUGCUGUGCCGCCGCUGCCACCUGCGGCGCCUCAGGCCCGGGCCCCUCCCCUCACCUGCGGUGCACGUCACGGAGCUCUGAGCCGGGAAAGGAGCCCACGCUGCGGACCCGCGUGCGUGCGUGUGUGCGACAGAGAGCGCCCCCGGGCGGGACGGGUGACCCGGUCGGCGUCGGAGCUCUGUGUCCCACGGGGGGCGCCGCUGCCGCGCUUCCGCCCCACCCCCACCCACGUGCCACCAAGCUGCUGUCCGAGGGGCCGGCCCCGCGGCGUAGCUGCUUCUAUUUAUUCACCGUCUGUGCCUCCUCCGGCCGCUCCCUUCCUUCCAGCCCCUACCCCCUCGCCCCCCGACGCUGGCCUUGCGUUCCCGGGGCUGCUGCGCCCCGCGGCCCCGGGCGGGCUCCCAGACCGCCGUGGGGCACCAGCUGAGGACGCCGCCGCCUUCGCCUUCGCGAGCAGGGGCGCGGGCCGCCUUCUUCCUCCUCCUCGCACUGGCCUGGGGGCGGGAGUGUUUCCUUGUUCAAAAGGGGCCCCGCCUGAGAUCGCUCCUCGGGGCAGGGGUGGUCUGGCAGGUGGCGGUUGACGGAGGGCACGCGUGUUUGUGUGUCUCAUAAGCGCCUUUGGUGGGUGGGAAGGGUGUCCUUUUUGGGCGGGGUCACAGGAGAGGGGAGACGAAUGACACCUUUGUGGAGUGGGGCCCUCGAAGGAGCCCUGCCUUUGGCCACCGGGAUUCUGAAGGGUGUUUUCAGCCACAAUCCCGCCCGGGUCUCCCCAUCCCUCCCUCCUGGCUUGGGGUCCGCUUCCCCCUCGGCCCCCCUCCCCUCGCCAUCCUUCAGCCUUGGGAAAAGAACCUUCUCACGCAAAAUUUCCAGCCACAGGGCUCGGUCGAGAGAGACCACGAGAGGGCGCCCUGUCCCCGUGGCAGGGAGAACACCUGUUGCAGGAAAGCAUUCUGUAUCGGGCUCCACGACAAAAGCGUAUGAUUUGACUUAAAUUAAGUUUUUCCUUUGAGAAUAUUUUCAUUUUCUUUAAAAGAAUAUAGUUUUCUUCUAAAAACUUGG
Acinonyx jubatus (cheetah) is the source of this 2436-nucleotide messenger RNA. It is a transcript of the gene WTIP, whose product is annotated as WT1 interacting protein. The record is from RefSeq and is a predicted model, not a curated record. Lineage: Eukaryota; Metazoa; Chordata; Mammalia; Carnivora; Felidae. Bases 151 to 1458 code for a protein of 435 amino acids. Gene Ontology annotation, cellular component: nucleus; adherens junction; P-body. Gene Ontology annotation, molecular function: transcription corepressor activity. Gene Ontology annotation, biological process: response to hypoxia; positive regulation of miRNA-mediated gene silencing; cytoskeleton organization. The transcript is spliced from 8 exons.